This is a messenger RNA of Lactuca sativa (garden lettuce), 1065 nucleotides long. The record is from RefSeq and is a predicted model, not a curated record. NCBI's taxonomy places the organism in Eukaryota, Viridiplantae, Streptophyta, Magnoliopsida, Asterales, Asteraceae.
AUGCCGCCUCAUUUCUGUUUACUUAUUUGGGGGUUACCAUUGGUGCUAACAUGUCGCUUAAACAAAAUUGGGGUGCGGUUAUGGAAACGGUGGAUAAAAAACUCACUUCUUGGGGUAUAUGUAGAUGACCUACUUGUAACUGGUAGCUGUCACAAGCAACUUCAAGAUUUCAAAAGCGAGAUGAAUACCAAGUUUGAGAUGAGUGAUCUUGGUCUCUUAUCAUAUUACAUGGGCAUUGAAGUAAGUCAACAGGAUGGUGUUAUAACACUAAAGCAUGAAGCCUAUGCUAAGAAUUUACUCAUCAAGACACGGAUGUUAGAUUGUAACCCCACCAAGAGCCCAAUGGAACACAAGCUAAAGCUUCGCAGGGAUGAAGAAGGAGAGUUGGUGAAUCCCACUGAAUACAUGAGCAUCGUUGAAGGACUCAGGUAUCUGACCCAUACCCGUCCGGAUAUAUCGUUUGCAGUUGGAGUAGUAAGCCGCUACAUGGAAAGGCCAACUACAAAACACCUUCAAGCUGUUAAGGGAAUACUCAGGUAUGUGAAAGGCACCCUUGACUAUGGUCUGAAGUACUCAAGAGGAAGAAAAGAAGUUGUGAUUGUUGGAUACACUAACAGUGAUCUAGGGAAUGAUGUGAAUGAUAGGAGAAGUACAGGUGGAAUGGCUUUUUAUGUGAAUGGAAAUUUGAUUACAUGGGCCUCACAAAAACAUAGAUGUGUUGCCUUAUCCUCCUGUGAAGCAGAGUUUAUGGCAGCCACUCUAGCAGCUUGCCAAGGAAUAUGGCUUAGAAGACUCCUCAGGGAAAUAACAGGGCAAACUGUGCCACCUGUAACUCUGCUGGUUGAUAAUCGUUCAUCACUUGACCUCAUGAAGAAUCCAGUCUUUCAUGGAAGGAGCAAGCACAGAGAUAUAAGAUUCCAUUUUAUUCGUGAAUGCAUAGAAAAUGGGGAGAUAACAGUGAGUCAUGUAAGCAGCAAAGAGCAGAAGGCUGACAUACUCACCAAGACACUAGGAAGAAUUAAACAUGAAGAAAUGUGGAAUCUUAUUGGAGUCAAGAAGUUUUAA